Rattus norvegicus (Norway rat) is the source of this 2584-nucleotide messenger RNA. RefSeq names its product serine protease 23 (gene Prss23). Gene Ontology annotation, cellular component: extracellular region. Lineage: Eukaryota; Metazoa; Chordata; Mammalia; Rodentia; Muridae. Gene Ontology annotation, molecular function: serine-type endopeptidase activity. The record is from RefSeq and is a predicted model, not a curated record. Gene Ontology annotation, biological process: proteolysis.
GAAGUUUGAAGGAAGUGGAGGAGACUGGAGGAAAAAGGAAGAGAUAGGAGAGAGGAGAGGGUGAGAAGCCAUGGCAGGUGAUGUUAAGAUUCUGCUUUGUGUAUUCACAAGUUGUUAUUAAUGUUCCUAAGAGAUGGAUGGUACCGGGCUUUGUAUGUUUAAGUGGGCAAUUAUAUCUUAUCAAUUGGAUCUAAGAUUAUUGUGUUGUGUGUUCUUUUAUGUGAGGGUUUGAGUGUAGGAAAGUGUGCGGCUGGGAUGUGUUUCCGCCAAGAUAUCUAGCAGAUACCUUAAGCACGUGGUGCAGACCUAGCGAGCCAAAGACAACUAUAUUUUUUUUAUUUUUAUAUUUUUACAACAGAGUAUAAGCAUAUAAAUAGGAUGUAUGGCAUUAUAUAUUAUAUAAGCAUCUAAAUAUAAAUAUGUUUGAGAGUAGUUGUGGUUAUUGGCCCUAAAAUUAGGAAAAGGACUGCAAAGGGGGUAAAAUGAGGCUUUGAAGGACAUGCUCAGUAAAGGAGAGCAGAAAGGCAGCUGAGGGGUAGGGCAGGGCAGAGGGUACUGAUAAGAAGCAGGAGGAAGAUCAAAAAUCAACAGCAAUCUUCAAAAAGGCUGCUGAGGAGACUGAUGCCUUGUGUGCAAAUAAAUACAACGUUCAACCCAGGAUCAAACAGUGGCGUUCACAGACUUGGCAUGGAAGAUGAAAAGUGAGCUGUCUGACUGCUAGCAAGAUUAGACCUCUCCAAUCCUGCCGUCCUUAGGGAGAAAUCCACAGCACCACUCCCUUCAUCUUCAUGACCUGCAUGAAAGUAGCACUCAGCAUGGCUGGAAUCCCAGGACUCCUCAUCCUUCUCCUUGUCCUGCUCUGUGUGUUCAUGCAGGUGAGUCCCUACAACGUUCCGUGGAAACCAACAUGGCCGGCUUACCGCCUCCCUAUAGUCUUGCCUCAGUCUACCCUCAAGUUAGCCAAACCAGACUUCGAUGCCAAAGCAAAAUUGGAGGUGUCCUCCUCAUGUGGACCCCAGUGUCACAAGGGAACACCGCUGCCCACCUACGAAGAGGCCAAGCAGUACCUUUCCUAUGAAACCCUUUAUGCCAACGGCAGCCGCACAGAGACUCAGGUGGGCAUCUACAUCCUCAGCAACGGUGAAGGCAGGGCACGCAGCAGAGACUCGGAGGCCGCAGGGAAAUCUCGCAGGAAGAGGCAGAUUUAUGGCUAUGAUGGCAGAUUUAGCAUUUUCGGGAAGGACUUCCUGCUCAACUAUCCCUUCUCAACAUCGGUGAAGUUGUCUACUGGCUGCACCGGCACCCUGGUGGCAGAGAAGCACGUCCUCACUGCUGCCCACUGCAUACACGAUGGCAAAACCUAUGUGAAAGGAACACAGAAACUCCGAGUGGGCUUCCUGAAGCCCAAGUAUAAAGAUGGUGCCGGAGGGGACAACAGUUCAAGCUCAGCUCUGGUAGAGAAGAUGAAAUUUCAGUGGAUCCGUGUGAAACGCACCCAUGUGCCCAAGGGGUGGAUCAAGGGCAAUGCCAACGACAUUGGCAUGGAUUAUGACUACGCCCUUCUGGAACUCAAGAAACCCCACAAAAGAAAGUUCAUGAAGAUUGGUGUGAGUCCUCCAGCGAAGCAGCUCCCGGGGGGCAGGAUCCACUUCUCAGGCUACGACAAUGACCGGCCCGGCAAUUUGGUGUACCGCUUCUGUGAUGUCAAAGAUGAGACAUACGACCUUCUUUAUCAGCAGUGUGAUGCCCAGCCCGGGGCCAGUGGUUCAGGGGUCUAUGUGAGGAUGUGGAAGAGACCACAGCAGAAAUGGGAAAGGAAAAUUAUCGGCAUCUUUUCAGGGCACCAGUGGGUGGACAUGAAUGGCUCUCCGCAGGAUUUCAACGUGGCAGUUAGAAUCACACCUCUUAAAUAUGCCCAGAUUUGCUAUUGGAUUAAAGGAAACUACCUGGAUUGCAGGGAGGGGUGACAUGCGUCUUCUUGCCAGCACCGAUGGUCGUUUUGCACUCAUUGUAGGAGAGAGGCCAGCUUUAUAUCAUUGACUCUUGUGGUGUGUGUCACAUAGUAUCUUUUACCUAAUAUUCUUCAAAUAGCAAAACUAUUGGUUCUAUUAUUUGAAAAUUGUUGUGUGCGUUAUAGCAUUUAAGCAGUCUGAAAGCAUACUUUUUACAUAGAGACUUUAAAAUAUUGAUGUUCGGGUUAAUAGGGGAUAUUUGGCAAGUAAAUUAAACUUUCAGCUUUUGGAGAGCUCUGAUUUUUGCCUUAUCCAAACAUGCUUCAGAGGUUUAUAUCAAAUAUGUGACAUACCGGGAAUAUGGAUUCUUAUGUUUGUAUAUGUAUAUGUCUUCUGAGAGUCAUACAUAUAUUGAUAUUUUUUUAAUGUGUGGUUAUAGUGUUUCCAAAUGACAAUAGCAAAGCUUGCAAUGGGCAAUCAUAAUGUUUCCGAUUCAAACAUUUACAUAGUAGUCCUUGAAGAGAAACAGUAAUUUAUUGGCUCUAUUGAUACACAUGUAAAGCUGUAUCUUACAGUGCAGAGAAUUCCCAGGCUGCUUUUAGUUUUGAAAAUAAAACUCUGUCUUCUAAAAA